UCGGCUUAGAGUUGUCAGGACACCAGUUCAUAUUUCAGCAUAGAACAUAUUAAACAGUCGUAGUAAACUCAUAAAAUUUUCUAGACAUUCACACACCCUAACAUUUAAUAUAGUUAUCAAAAUACACGACAUCAGCGAACAUCCAGGCAAGAAACGGCUUCUACGCAUGUCGGGAUAAAUUGGCGGGAGUUGUCGAAGUGCGCAUGUGCUCGUAUUUCCCUCCAUUACUGCAGAAAGCUGAAGCUCAUUUUUGUUCUCGCCGGUGGACAAGAUGACAGAGAAAGACGGAGAAGGAUUUGAUGAUGCUGUGGAGGAGAGGGUAAUCAAUGAAGAGUACAAGAUAUGGAAGAAGAACACCCCGUUUCUCUAUGAUCUGGUUAUGACACAUGCAUUGGAGUGGCCCAGUCUUACUGCCCAAUGGCUCCCUGAUGUUACCAGGCCUGAGGGAAAAGAUUACUCUCUUCACAGACUCAUUUUAGGGACCCACACGUCUGCUUCUUUAUCCCAAAAUCCAUACAGGUCGGAUGAGCAGAACCAUCUGCUUAUUGCGUCCGUUCAGUUACCUAAUGACAAUGCCCAAUUUGAUGCCUCACAUUAUGACAGCGAAAAAGGAGAAUUCGGGGGAUUUGGUUCGGUUAGCGGAAAGAUAGAGAUUGAGAUCAAAAUAAACCAUGAAGGAGAAGUAAACCGUGCUCGAUAUAUGCCCCAGAAUCCCUGUGUCAUUGCCACAAAGACCCCGUCAAGUGAUGUGCUUGUGUUUGACUACACAAAACACCCCUCCAAACCAGAUCCCAGUGGUGAGUGUAACCCAGAACUGCGAUUGAAGGGACAUCAAAAGGAAGGAUAUGGGUUGUCCUGGAAUCCAAAUCUGAAUGGACAUCUUCUAAGUGCUUCUGAUGAUCAUACUAUAUGUUUAUGGGAUAUUACAUCAACUCCAAAAGAAGCACGAGUAAUUGAGGCAGAUACAAUUUUUACAGGACAUACAUCAGUUGUGGAGGAUGUGGCUUGGCACCUUCUGCAUGUUAGUUUGUUUGGAUCUGUGGCAGAUGACCAGAAACUUAUGAUCUGGGACACAAGAUCGGCCAACACAAACAAACCAAGCCAUACUGUGGAUGCUCACACAGCAGAAGUCAAUUGCCUUUCCUUUAACCCCUAUAGUGAAUUUAUUCUGGCCACAGGCUCUGCGGACAAAACAGUUGCGCUCUGGGAUCUACGAAACCUGAAAUUAAAACUCCAUUCCUUUGAAUCACAUAAAGACGAAAUAUUUCAAGUUCAGUGGUCUCCCCAUAACGAGACUAUCCUGGCCUCUAGUGGCACAGACAGACGGCUGCACGUGUGGGACCUGAGUAAAAUCGGUGAAGAGCAAUCGGCUGAGGAUGCUGAAGAUGGACCUCCAGAGCUUCUGUUUAUACAUGGGGGACACACUGCUAAGAUAUCAGACUUUUCCUGGAACCCCACAGAACCAUGGGUGAUCUGUUCUGUGUCAGAGGAUAACAUCAUGCAGGUUUGGCAGAUGGCAGAAAAUAUUUACAAUGACGAGGAACCCGACACCCCAGCUGGAGAUUUGGAACAAACUGCAUCCUAGUGAACUAGUAAACCUAGUCAUCAAUUUUUUUGUCUUUUUUUUUUUUUUUUU
Messenger RNA from Liolophura sinensis, 1636 nucleotides. Its product is annotated as histone-binding protein RBBP4. Gene Ontology annotation, molecular function: protein binding. Bases 272 to 1585 code for a protein of 437 amino acids. The record is from RefSeq and is a predicted model, not a curated record. Lineage: Eukaryota; Metazoa; Mollusca; Polyplacophora; Chitonida; Chitonidae. The transcript has 14 exons.